AACAACUCUCCACUCUCACUUUCAAUUUCAAUUCCCAUUUUCAGUUUCAGCCUCUUUAUUCUCCCAAAAAAAAAAAAAAAACCCUCAUCUCAAGAACUGGAAAAGAGAAGGUCUGUAAAUUGCAGGCUCACAUGGAGGCCAUGGAGGUUGAAUCACAAGAACCCAAUAGACCAGAAAGUGUUCUUGGUCCUAGAAAGCCUCGUCUCAACAAUUAUGCUUUUGCUUGCGCUCUUUUGGCGUCCACUAUCUCCAUCUUGUUAGGCUAUGAUAUUGGUGUGAUGAGUGGUGCAGUACUUUUCAUUAAAGAAAAUCUGAAAAUCACAUCUACCCAAGUAGAGAUUUUGGUGGGUAUCCUAAAUGUGUGUUCGCUCAUAGGCUCGUUGGCUUCAGGGAAAACAACAGAUUAUUUAGGGAGGCGUUACACUAUAGUUCUAGCUGCAGCCGCAUUUCUGAUUGGAGCACUUGUCAUGGGCCUAGCACCAUCUUUUCCUUUCCUCAUGGCCGGUCGUGUUAUCGCCGGAAUAGGUGUCGGUUACGCCCUCAUGAUCGCUCCAGUGUACGCUGCCGAGGUCUCUCCUGCCAUGACUCGUGGAUUCCUAACCUCUCUACCAGAGGUCUUCAUUGUUUUUGGAAUUCUGCUAGGCUACAUUAUCAACUAUGCAUUGUCAGGUCUGCCACAGCACGUUAACUGGAGGCUAAUGUUAGGUCUUGCAGGGAUCCCAUCUUUAUUCAUUGGUUUUGGGGUUUUAGCAAUGCCAGAAUCACCUCGCUGGCUUGUAAUGAAAGGUAGGUUGGGUGAGGCAAAAAGGGUUUUAAUUAAAGUAUCAGACAGCGCAGAGGAAGCUGAGGUUAGGCUUGUUGAAAUAACACAAGCAGCUUCAUCUGGUUCAGGCCAUGGUGGUUCUUCAACUUCUAGUUGGCAUGGACAAGGGGUUUGGAAGGAACUUCUGUUAAGGCCAUCUCCGCCGGUUCGCAGGAUGCUUAUUGCAGCUAUUGGGAUCAAUUUUUUCAUGCAAGCUUCAGGUAAUGAUGCAGUUAUAUACUACUGCCCUGAAGUGUUCAAGGCAGCAGGAAUCCACAGCAAGAAAAUGCUAUUUGGUGUGAAUGUGAUCAUGGGAUUUGCUAAAACUUUCUUUGUUUUAGCAUCGGCUCUUUACCUGGAUCGGUUUGGAAGAAGGCCUCUUUUGCUGUUGGGCUCCUCAGGAAUGGCAAUUUCGCUAGUUGUGUUGGGCUUGGGAUCUAAGUUCCUUGAGCACUCUACCAGCAAGCCAGUGUGGGCUAUUGUGAUGUGUAUAGUAGCAGUUUGCGGGUUUGUUUCCUUCUUUUCUAUUGGGCUUGGACCCAUUACAUGGGUCUACUCAUCGGAGAUUUUUCCGUUGAGGUUACGGGCUCAGGGCUCAGGCUUGGCCAUAUCAGUGAAUCGGUUGGUAAGUGGAGUGUUGUCCAUGACGUUUCUGACCAUCGCCGAGAAGAUAACGUUUGGGGGAGUGUUUUUUGUGCUUGCAGGAAUAAUGGUAAUUGGUACAGUGUUCUUUUAUGUGUUUAUGCCAGAGACGAAAGGCAAGACCCUGGAAGAGAUUGGGGCUCUUUUUGAAUGCACUGACAAUGCAAAGGAAAUGAGAGAAAAGUAGUAGUGUUUGAGGCAUGAGACACUGUAACAAAUAUAGGUUUCAAUAUCAUUUUUUAAGGAUAAUAAAUAACGUAAAGGCAACGUA
Hevea brasiliensis (rubber tree) is the source of this 1715-nucleotide messenger RNA. RefSeq names its product polyol transporter 5. Lineage: Eukaryota; Viridiplantae; Streptophyta; Magnoliopsida; Malpighiales; Euphorbiaceae. The transcript is spliced from 2 exons. The record is from RefSeq and is a predicted model, not a curated record. Gene Ontology annotation, molecular function: carbohydrate transmembrane transporter activity. Bases 132 to 1631 code for a protein of 499 amino acids. Gene Ontology annotation, cellular component: membrane. Gene Ontology annotation, biological process: transmembrane transport.